AUGGAACGGUGCGCAUGCCUCUUGAAACGUGUCGCCGAAUUGCUGCGCGAACGUCCGGGCCACUACACGUCGGAACACGUCGCCCAGGACCAGAGCGCGGACGCCCAGCCUGCGCCACGAUGCCUUCUGCAGCGCAUCCCAUGCAUCCCCAGCGUGGAUGUCCGGCAGGCAGGGUGGCUACUUUUGGCAUCCUGCGCCACCCCACGUGCCAAUUACAUUUUGCGCAUCUUGAACCCAACACCUCACGCAGCCCUCAGCGCCCCCCAGCUCGCGCAACGUUUCGGAGGGCUCGGUCUCCGCUCGGGACGGCGGCGUGAGUCGUCCGCGGGGCUGUCCUGCCCUGAAGCCCGGUGA
This is a messenger RNA of Symbiodinium natans, 354 nucleotides long. Lineage: Eukaryota; Dinophyceae; Suessiales; Symbiodiniaceae. The record is from the annotation of a GenBank genome assembly.